Aureococcus anophagefferens is the source of this 402-nucleotide messenger RNA. RefSeq lists its product as hypothetical. NCBI's taxonomy places the organism in Eukaryota, Pelagophyceae, Pelagomonadales, Pelagomonadaceae. The record is from RefSeq and is a predicted model, not a curated record. The transcript has a single exon. The annotation marks the transcript as partial. Gene Ontology annotation, molecular function: GTP binding; GTPase activity.
AUGAGCGCCAACGACGACACGCUGAAGCUCCUCUCGACCAUCGAGGAGCGCGUCUGCGUCGUCACCGUCGUCGGCCUCUACCGGUCCGGCAAGUCGUCGCUGCUCAACUGGCUCCGCGACCCGGAGAAGCCCGGCGGCUUCGCGGUCGGCCACGGCGUGUCGCGCUGCACCAAGGGCAUCUGGGUCUGGGGCCGGCCGGCGGCGAUCACGCUCGAGGACGGGAGCUCCGCGGCGCUGCUGCUCCUGGACACGGAGGGCCUCGGCGGCCUCGGCGUCGACGGGUCCUACGACGCGACGAUCUUCUCGCUGGCCGCGCUGCUCGCGUCGACGCUCGCCUACAACUCGCUCGGCGCGCUCGACGAGCACGCCAUCUCGAACCUCGGCUUCGUCGCGCGGCUCAGC